Molecule: messenger RNA, 1762 nt
Organism: Lactuca virosa
Lineage: Eukaryota; Viridiplantae; Streptophyta; Magnoliopsida; Asterales; Asteraceae
Source: the annotation of a GenBank genome assembly
AUGAGUAACCACCGAGUUUCCUUCAGUCAUCCAGAAGAACACAUUUACAAAAGUAAUUCUUCCUCUGGAAUGGCUAUUUCCAUGGACUUUCUCUCAAAUCCAUUUUCCAUCCCCAUAAUCACAACCACAUAUCUUCUUCUUCUCCUUUGCCUUUAUGUCUACACUCAACAAAGAAAAGGCAAGUUGACGAAGAAGUAUCAUCCAAUUGCUGGAACCAUGUUGAAUCAGCUUUUUAAUUUCCACAGAUUUCAUGAUUACAUGGUUGAUCUUGCUUCAAAACACGGAACAUAUAGAUUGAUUACUCCUUUUCGCUACGAGGUUUAUACAUCUGAUCCGGUUAACGUUGAGUACAUUCUCACGACCAAUCCCGAAAAUUAUAUCAAGGGAACUUAUAACCACACCAUUCUAAAGGAUCUUCUUGGUAAUGGAAUAUUUACCGUUGAUGGGGACAAGUGGCGAGAGCAGAGGAAGGUCAAAAGCCACAAUUUCUCCACGAAAGCUUUAAGAGAGGUCAACACUUUAAUAUUUAGAGAAAAUGCGGUAGAGCUCGCUCACACAUUAUCUGAAGCAGCAAGUAACGAUCAAAUUCUCGAUAUGAGUGUUAUCUUUAUGAGAGCAUCAUUGGAUGCGGUUUUUAAGGUUGCAUUCGGAAUGGAUCCAGAGAGCAUGUUUGGUUCAUCUGAAGAAAGUGUAAGAUUUAAUGAUUUUUUCGAUGACGCAAGCGCAAUGACACUUAAAAGGUAUGUAGAUGUAACAUGGAAAAUCAAGAAAUUUUUCAACAUCGGAACGGAAGCAAAGUUAAAGGAAAAUGUCAAAGUGGUUGAUGAAUUCGUUUACAAGUUGAUCAAGAUCAAGACCGAACAAAUUGAUAAGAAUGAAGAUUCGCGAUACAAAGGAGACGUUCUAACAAGGUUUCUUCAAUUCAAGGACAUGAGUCCACAGUAUUUGCGAGAUAUAAUACUAAACUUUAUAAUUGCUGGAAAAGACACGACUUCUUCUGGUAUGACUUGGUUUAUUUACUUGCUUUGCAAACAUCCAGAGAUCCAAGAUAAGGUAGCAAAAGAAAUCAAAGAAGUAAUAAAGUUUAAGGAUGUAACGGAUUUUACUGGGUUUGUAAAUGCUAUGACUGAAGAUGUUUUAGAAAAGAUGCAUUAUCUUCAUGCAACUUUGACAGAAACUCUGAGACUCUAUCCAGCAGUUCCAUUGGGCGUGAAGAUAUGUGCGGAAGAUGAUGUUCUACCUGAUGGUUGCCACGUGAACAAAGGGGAUAUGAUGACUUACCAACCUUAUGCAAUGGGAAGGAUGAAGCUCUUAUGGGGUGAUGAUGCAAAUGAAUUCAAGCCAGAGAGAUGGAUCGAUGAAAAUGGCUGCUUCCGAUCCGAAAGCCCCUUUAAAUUUACAGCUUUUCAGGCAGGGCAAAGAAUUUGUUUGGGGAAAGAAUUUGCAUAUAGGGAGAUGAAGAUAUUUGCAUCCAUGAUUUUAGGUUGCUUCGUUUUCAAGUUAGACGAUGAAAAUAAACAAGCAAAAUUUAAAAAGACACUUAAUCUUCAUAUCAAUGGUGGACUGCAUGUUCGUGUUUUCAAUAGACCUCAAUAAGAUAACCUUUCAACUUAUGGCUAUAUGGUAUAUGUUUCUAUUUACUUUUCCGUGAACCUUUUUAUUCCUAAGAUUGAAAUAUGCUUCCAGUAAACCUAUGAUUGUAAUAAAAGUAUGUGUGAUUUAUUUUCUUGUUGAUGUGAGUCUUAAUUGUUAUUAUCAACAG